GUCUCAGAUCCCUCUGUUGUUUGACAGAGACAGAGAGAGAGAGAGUACUGUACCCGACCCAACUGUGGUCCACCAGAUUCCAGGUUUUCAUAAUGGCUGAUGACGAGGAGCAAUACAAACCCAGGCCAAUGAAUCCCAAGUUAAUUGACAAGCCGAAGUCGAAGAUUACGGCUUCGCGUAAGCUCUCCCUGAAGAUCAUGCUGCUCACCAGGGCGAUGGAGCAGCUGGAACAGGAGACGCAGGACAGGGAUGAGGAGAAAUUGCGCUACGUGGGAGAGAGACUGCCCCCCCUGCAGCUCUCUGGACUGUCAUUGGCUGAGCUACAGGACCUAUGCAAGCAGCUCCAUGGAAAGAUAGAUGUGGUAGAUGAGGAGAGAUACGACUGUGAGGCCAAAGUGACCAAGCACAACAAAGAUAUCCAUGAGUUGAAGCUGAAGGUGCAGGACUUAGGAGGGAAGUUUAAGAAGCCCGCCCUGAGGAAGGUGCGCGUCUCUGCAGACGAGAUGAUGAGAGCUCUGCUGGGCACCAAACACAAAGGUUCUAUGGACCUCAGGUCCAACCUCAAGUCUGUCAAGAAGGAAGACACCAACAAGGACAAAGACAAGGUGCUCACGGCUGAGGUGACCGACUGGCGUAAGAACGUGGAGGCCAUGUCUGGCAUGGAGGGCCGCAAGAAGAUGUUCGACGCAUCUGGCGGCCAGUGAGCCUUGCUACAGCCUUGGGACGGGAACGGAGGAGGAGCUGUGUAGUCCCUGAAAGCGCUCCGCCACACACCCUACCACAGUACAAAGGCAGCAGGGGGUUAAAUUGUGAGGAGUCCAGUGCUGAGGAGUCCAUUAGAGGGAUUUGUAGUUUUGUAAAUCAGGUUGUAGUUCUCUGCUGGAGUGGAGGGGUUUCUAUAAAAGUUUUACAGAGCCUCCGAUUGCUUUCAGUUACCAUUACCAAAUAUUUGACAACCCUGUACAAAAUCGUUUUGGAACCCAACCCAAUAUUAACAGUGUACCACAAAGCCCUCAGAUGAGACCAUAUGUGGUAGUCUUGGAAACCCAAAACGAAAAUAUUUUGUAAUUGCGUCAGAUGCUCAAUUAGGUUACGGGGAGAGAUGUAUGAGAUAAGAUACUAACGAGACUAGCGAAGUCUCCACCCCUUAAACGGAAACUCUCAGCCAAAGCCCCCCCACUUCCAAAAGCACCAUCUUCACCCAGUCCUGAUACGUCCAAAUAACCAGUGACGGAAAACCACAAAAGCACCAGAACUACUGCUCCUCGUUAGUCGUCACAUCCCACAGUCUUUUGACAGACGUUACAAUACCAUGUUUGUUACAUAGUCUGUCCACAAGAGAUUAGUAAUUGAUGCGCUUACAAAGCACAUAAAUAUGUGAACACCCUAAACACAGAGAGGUCACAUAAAAGUUAAGUGAAUGAUUGGAGUAAUGUAGAAUAGUGAAGUCAUCAUAGUCCUCCACUGAGUCAAGCCUUUAGGCUGAUACAGUAUGUAGUCUUAAAGAAAUAGGAAAGGCUUGAGGCUGAUGAACGUUUACAGUUGUCAAUAUCAUGAUGAUUUCCUCAUUCAUUAAGCAACAGGUUGCUUUCUCGGACUCUGACUCCCUCAGGGCUGAUCUCAAUGGUAAAACCGCAUGAUUUAACCCCUCGCUGCCUUCCUCACGCAUGAUCUCUCCACCCUGUCACUGACCACUUGGCCUAUCACGCUGGGACAGUUCACCACUUCUUGAAAAGUUGUGUGUAUCUCACUAUGCUAUUUAUUAUGGAAGAAUAGAUGUAUGGGUUUUAUUUAUGGCGUUAUAAAAAAUGAAUCGCCAAAGGUU
Coregonus clupeaformis (lake whitefish) is the source of this 1825-nucleotide messenger RNA. Its product is annotated as troponin I, slow skeletal muscle-like. Gene Ontology annotation, cellular component: troponin complex. Gene Ontology annotation, biological process: muscle contraction. Lineage: Eukaryota; Metazoa; Chordata; Actinopteri; Salmoniformes; Salmonidae. The record is from RefSeq and is a predicted model, not a curated record. The coding region runs from base 93 to 704 and encodes 203 amino acids. The transcript is spliced from 9 exons.